CCUUGCUCGAGAAGACGACGCCGUCGCCCUCGCGUGAGCCGCUUCGAAGUGUUGCGGAGGCGGAGGCGGAGGCGUCGGGCGCAAGGCUGCGAGCAUAAAGCCCACCCCUAGCCAGCACGCCGCACCCGGCGCCUCCACCGUGAGUCCACGUCUCGUCUCCUCGCUCCACUCGCCACCCAACGCAGACCGGAAUCCGCCGGCCGAAUAGAGUAAUCCCGGCCAGAAUGGAGGCCGCGUGAGAGAGAGAGACAGAGAGAUCGGGGCGGGCGGAGCGGCGAUGCGGGCGUGGGAGAUGCACCCGCUCUGCUGCCUCGCCGGGGAGUGGCCGGGCUCGGGCGGGGGGCUCGCGGACGGCGGCCGCUCCCCGCCGCCGGAGACGCCGGAGGCGCCGGCGGUGGCGGGCGUGCUGUACAAGUGGACCAACAUCGGCAAGGGCUGGCGCCCGCGGUGGUUCGCGAUCCGCGGGGGCGUGCUCGCCUACUCCAAGAUCCGGCGCCGCGUCGCGGCCGAGGCCGCGGGCGGCGUCAGGCUGAUCGGGGUGGCGCGCGGCGCCGGGGGAGCCGCGGAGCGGCCCAUCGGAUUCGUGCAUCUCAAGAUAUCAUCAUUUAGUGAAAGUAAAUCAGAUGAUAAACGCUUCUAUAUAAUUACUCCAACCAAAACACUUCAACUGAGGACUGGUUGUGCUAAGGAUCGGGCGACUUGGAUUGAAGCGCUUGUCACUGCAAGAAGUGAAUAUUCUUUUAAUGAGGAUUUAUCGGGUGACCAGAAUGAUGCUUCAUUUUCCACAGAAAAGCUCAGAAAUCGCUUGCAUGCUGAAGGUGUUGGUGAGGCAGUUAUUAAAGACUGUGAGCAGAUUGUUCAUUCAGAAUUUUCGCAGUACCAGACACAGAUGAAGCAGCGUUGUGAAGAGUAUUUAAGCUUUAUUGGCAGUCUUCCACGUGAAGUUGAGGUAGUUAAUUCAGUAGAUACAACUGUCACUGAGAAGCCACAGUUGGAGUUGUUCAAGCAUGAUUGCUCCAGCUCUGGAAAAUGUAGUGAAUAUAGCAACACAGAAUCUGAUGAUGUUGGCAAACAAGAGAUUUGUGAACUAUCAGAUGGAGAUGAAUUUCAUUUCUACGACACGAGACAAAGUUUCAGUGACUUUGCUGCAAGUCCUGAGAUGAGAAGGAGAUGCCUAAACAAUGGAAAUGAAGAUCAUGUAUCUAUUGAGUCACUAACUACCGACAAGGCCAACGAAGAUCUGUCAUAUUCGAAAAGGCGCACAAAGUUGCCUGAACCAGUAGAAAAGGAGAAAGGUGUUAGCCUUUGGUCAAUGAUCAAAGACAAUUGUGGAAAGGAUCUGACAAGAGUCUGCCUUCCUGUUUACUUUAACGAGCCUCUAUCUUCUCUUCAGAAGUGCUUCGAGGAAUUGGAGUACUCUUAUUUGUUGGAUCGUGCAUAUGAAUGUGGUUUAAGGGGGAAUGGUCUGAUGAGAAUUAUUUAUGUUGCUGCUUUUGCGGUCUCCGGAUAUGCUUCCACAGAUUGUCGCCCCUGCAAACCUUUCAAUCCAUUGCUUGGGGAAACCUAUGAAGCUGAUUACCCUGAAAAGGGGAUCCGUUUCUUCUCUGAGAAGGUUAGUCAUCAUCCUAUGGUCAUGGCAUGCCACUGUGAGGGGAAAGGUUGGAAAUUUUGGGGAGAUAGCAAUCUUAGGAGCAAAUUCUGGGGACAAUCCAUUCAACUGGAUCCUGAUGGUGUGUUAACAUUAGAGUUUGAUGAUGGAGAAACUUUCCAGUGGAGCAAGGUUACAACAACAAUUAAUAACCUUAUCCUUGGUCGAGUCUAUUGCCAUCACCAUGGCACAAUGAACAUAAGUGGAAAUAGACGAUAUUCAUGCAAACUGACAUUUAAAGAGCAGUCUUUCCUUGAUCGAAAUCCUCGCCAGGUAAAGAAAGAAAAAGAGCAACUACACAUCAAACUGAUUUGGGUCAUACUAAUAUAUCUAGCUCUAUGCAAGGUUCAAGGAGUUGUCAAGGAUGCUGAUGGAACCAAGGUUGCAACAUUGAUGGGGAAGUGGGAUGAAAGUGUGCAUUGUAUCAUCGGUGAUGAUGCCUCAAAGGUGAAAUCCCAUGGUUCACACCAGAGUACUGGUGCCACUUUGCUGUGGGAGAAAAACAAGCCUUCAGCCAAUCCUACUCGGUACAACCUGUCAUCAUUUGCAAUAACAUUAAAUGAGCUGACACCGGAGCUCAAGGAGAAGCUUCCACCAACGGAUUCGAGGCUCCGACCAGAUCAGCGACACCUGGAGAAUGGGGAGUAUGAGAAGGCCAAUGCUGAAAAACUGCGUCUCGAGACAAGGCAACGGAUGGCAAGGAAGAUGCAGGAGAGUGGCUGGAAACCAAGAUGGUUCCAAAGGGACAGCGAAGAUGGAACAUUCCGCUACAUUGGAGGUUACUGGGAGGCAAGGGAGCAGAGGAAAUGGGAUGGGUGCAACGACAUAUUUGGUAACUUGUCUAGCAGCCCAAAGCUGCAACCAUCCACUCUCUACGCUAGCUCAAGUAUAUAGGGAUUAGGGCAUGUUGUUUAGUAGGUGUUGACGUCGCAUUAGUACAUAAGCGAGUGGCUUCCCUCGUCUCUGUUGUGCAAAGGUUUGAGCUAACAUGCUCUACUUGUCAAUUGUCAUAUUGAACCCAAGGGACAUUCAAGCAUAACCCAAACUUUUGUGGACACUGGGAUGCUUAUGAGAACUCUUGCUAACAUUACUGCUAAAAGAAUUGCCAAUGAUACCAUUUUUCUUCUUUGUAUUC
Messenger RNA from Panicum virgatum (switchgrass), 2783 nucleotides. RefSeq names its product oxysterol-binding protein-related protein 2A-like. Gene Ontology annotation, cellular component: membrane; cytosol; intracellular membrane-bounded organelle. NCBI's taxonomy places the organism in Eukaryota, Viridiplantae, Streptophyta, Magnoliopsida, Poales, Poaceae. The coding region runs from base 278 to 2542 and encodes 754 amino acids. The record is from RefSeq and is a predicted model, not a curated record. Gene Ontology annotation, molecular function: sterol binding. The transcript has 9 exons.